Eupeodes corollae is the source of this 1050-nucleotide messenger RNA. RefSeq lists its product as uncharacterized. The record is from RefSeq and is a predicted model, not a curated record. Bases 94 to 969 code for a protein of 291 amino acids. NCBI's taxonomy places the organism in Eukaryota, Metazoa, Arthropoda, Insecta, Diptera, Syrphidae. The transcript is spliced from 2 exons.
UCCCAAAUUCCGUUAGUGUGUCCGAAUCUAAACUUUAGUAAAGAACCAACAUAUCUGAAUUCUGAAGAAAUAACGUGUUUAAUUUAUUUGAAAAUGGUCAAAAUAAUAAAUUUUGUGUUUUUGUUCAUUGUUUCAACAAUUUAUUUGAAUGUUGCAACAGGCUAUAAAUGGGAAACAGUGAAAGAAGAAGUUGGAAUUCCGAAUAACACCAUUGAACUCGGUUUUACAUCCUAUGUUGGACGUGUUGUCCAAUAUAAUUCGAUUCUACCCGCCGAAGUGUUUAAUAGCUCGUAUGCCGUUGCAUUUGAUUUCAAGACAAAAACUGAAUUCAACACUAAGCAAUUUGAAGUUUUAACAUAUUCAGACAAAGAAAUAUGUCAAUGGAAAUAUUUGGACAAUCUGCGCGAUGUUCCAGAGAAUGUAGUUCGUGUGGGAAGAUCUUGGGACCGUGAACCGAUUUAUUUAGGAGCUGCUUACUAUUAUGUUGAGGAAAAACACAUUGCAUCAAUACUUUUGACAUCAAACAAGUUUAUAUCUAAAGCCUAUACACGCCAUUAUGCUCUAUUUUGUGAUGAUAAUCCAUCCUGGAUUGAUGCAACUUAUCCAAAAAUUCCAUCUAAUACAGUCCGUUUAAGUGAACAUAAUAUCGUUGCUCGAUUAGAGGGACCAUAUUCCUUAAUUCCGGCCAUUUAUAAUAACAUCACCAGAGACUGUUCAUCAGUUUUUAAGAGAAUUGAAAUUAAUUCGUUGUCUUGUCAGGUUUUAACAACGAAUUCAAGUGAAUACAGCUGGAAAGCACCUGGAAAAUUUGAACGCAUCCCUGAGAAUGCUGUAGCUCAAGGUCGUGACGAAAAUAAUGAGUUGGUGUACAUUAGCAGGGACCACUUUCAAAAUUUUGCUCCUAUUACCUUUUCAAAAGUCACAUUUGCUAAAUAUACGUAUGAAGUUCUAGUAAAGAAUGAGGUUUAAAACCUAACGCUAUGAUAGUUUAAUUGAGGAACUUAAACAAAAUUUGAAAUCUUCUGGAAAUAAACGACUUGUGUUACAAUU